Phytophthora infestans T30-4 is the source of this 270-nucleotide messenger RNA. RefSeq lists its product as uncharacterized. Gene Ontology annotation, molecular function: oxidoreductase activity. NCBI's taxonomy places the organism in Eukaryota, Oomycota, Peronosporomycetes, Peronosporales, Peronosporaceae. The record is from RefSeq and is a predicted model, not a curated record. The coding region runs from base 1 to 270 and encodes 89 amino acids. The transcript has a single exon.
AUGACUCUGCUUAGUUCCUUUAGACUGUUGCGCACGGCGACACAGGCUCGCUGCAUUAGCAGCGCUCAGAAGAAUUUGGCCGCUGCCAUCGAAGAGCGCUACGCGUGCAAAGCCUUCCUGUCCACGCCUGUCUCCGAUGAGACGCUCAAGGAGAUCCUGAAGCUCACAUUGCGCGCCCCGACGGGCUUCAACGUGCAGCCCUAUGUGUGUGUGUUGGUGCACGAACCAAAGUACCUUGUGAAACUAGCGGAAGGCAUGAUGGAUAGAUAA